CUCUUGUUUUGCUCACAGAAUGGACUGGUGCCCAUCGUGGAGCCUGAAGUGUUGUGUGAUGGGGACCAUGAUCUGGAAACGGCACAGAAAGUCACAGAACAGGUUCUGGCCUUUACCUACAAGGCUCUUUCAGACCAUCAUGUUUACCUGGAAGGGACUCUUCUUAAACCAAACAUGGUGACCGCUGGUCAGUCUUGCGCAAAGAAAUACAAACCUGAGGAUAAUGCUCGUGCCACUGUCCAAGCUCUCAGCCGAGCUGUGCCUGCCGCAGUACCAGGUAUCACGUUUUUAUCUGGUGGACAGUCCGAAGUUAGUGCCACUGAAAACCUUAAUGCCAUAAACCAAUACCAAGGACGUAAGCCAUGGGCACUUAGCUUCUCCUUCGGCCGAGCCCUCCAAGCCAGUGUCCUUAAAGCUUGGCAAGGUCAAGACAGCAAUCUGGCCAAUGCUCAAGCCACACUCAUUAACCGAGCAAAACUGAAUGGACUGGCAGCCAUGGGUCAGUACAAUGGAGAAGAUGGAAGCUCAGCGGCCAGCGAAUCCCUGUUUGUCCCUAAACAUACCUACUAACAACCUCUUCCGAUGGAUAACCUUGAAGGAGGAUUUCAACAUCAAAAAAUUAUAAAAUAUCCGCAGUUUCGUUCUAUUUUCUCCAGCAAAAUUGAGUCAUCUUUAUAUUAUCAUGUUGAAGAACACUUUAAUAUGUGAGCUUAAUGUACAUCUAACUUUAUUUAAGGUGGAGUUCAGUUAGGGCAGGGUUGUUAAAAGGUCACUGUUCCAUCUAAGGGAGGCUACUCUUGUAAUGAACUAUAUUGUAUUACAAAGAGCUGUCAGUAACAUAACAGUUAAACCGUGUCAGUCAUCACAUGAUGAAUGACACCAAAAAUAAAUCUCCACUUGUCCGAUUAAAGGGAGACUACUCCAUACAUACAUGCUAAUGAAAUAAGUCAUAUGGGACUAUUGAAAUUAUUUUUUGUGAUAUUCUCAGUAUAAUUUACCAAAAUUAUGGAAUAUUUAAAAUUUUCAUUUAACAUCCUACAUGCUGACAAAUUUUAAGUUUAUAAAUUACAUAUAUGGUCAGUAUUUAUUACAUAAGAAAUGCUGUGAAUAAGCUUUGUUUUUUUAUUUUUCAGAAAAUGUAGCAAAAUAUUGUGAUUAAUUGUUUCGAAAAAAUCUAUUUUUUAUUUUGAAAUAAUGAUUUGAACAUGUCUGCUAUUGCUCACCAAAGCUUCAGAGAAUGGAAAUAUUUGUAAAUGUUUUAAUUUGACGGCAUGAAUAAGAAGAUAGUUAUAGAUGUUGUAGGAGGUGGACAGUACGUUUCACUGCUAGAUGGGUGUAAGUUAUAGAAUGUAGAGAGUGAGUCGGGGUAUAUUUGGCAUCUAACCAGAGAAAUAGUAGAUUAGACAAGUAUCAUUUUACCUUGAGCUCUUUUGAUAUUACUGAAAUAUCUUUCAUGUAAUAAUUAUACCUACUGAAAGUAAUUUUUAGCUAUAAUUUUAGAUUAGUUUCAGAAUAUAACUUACAUGUAUGUUUUUAUUCAAUCCGUAUUUUAGUUCUGGUUGAUACAGGAAUUCAGAUAACACAAGUUUUGUUUACAUAAGAAAAUACACAAUGAUAUUUGUUUGGAAAAAUUUUGUAGUAAAAUUACUUUUAUUUCCUUAUCAUAAUGUAUUUUGAUAUAUAUCUGUACAUUAAUUUAAGGGGACAUGUCAUUUCUGUUUAAAACCAACAAUUUGUAUUGUUUAUGUAUAAAGGCUAACAUUGUUGCUUAAUCAAUGAAAAUACAAUUUAAAAACAAUUUUACCAAUCGACAAUGUUCACAAAGAAAUAGUGAUUAAGCGAAACCGAUGUGGAGACGGUGACACUUCAAGCAGUCAGUGUUAAAGAAGCAAUAUAGAAGGUCAUAUUACCUGUAUUUUCUUGUAGAUUUUAAUGACCUUGUGGAGACGGAAGCCAUAUCAACUGUAUGUUUUUUGUAGAUUUUAAUGAUCUUGUGAGAAGGAAGUUCGACUUUGUCAUUGUCUUGGUCUCAUUCACAUAUUUUUAAACUGUUAACAAUAAACCGGAGGGAUUAUUUUUAUAA
Molecule: messenger RNA, 2083 nt
Organism: Pecten maximus
Lineage: Eukaryota; Metazoa; Mollusca; Bivalvia; Pectinida; Pectinidae
Product: fructose-bisphosphate aldolase-like
Exons: 4
Biological process (GO): fructose 1,6-bisphosphate metabolic process; glycolytic process
Cellular component (GO): cytosol
Molecular function (GO): fructose-bisphosphate aldolase activity
Source: RefSeq, a predicted model, not a curated record